UUACAAAAUGGCACCAAUUAAAAAGCAAGGGAGCAUAUUAACGGCUUGCUUGAAUUUCAUAAAUCUGCAAAAAAUUUUAAAACUUGCUGAAAAUGUGCUUUAUAAUCCCAACUAUCUUUGGGUAACUGCUUUGUUGCUGUUUAUUGCUGAAAUUCCUGUGAAUAUAUUUGUCAUUUGGAAAAUUAAUUACACAGAAAUUGACUGGGAAGCAUAUAUGAAAGAAGUAGAAGGAUUUUUGAACGGAACUUAUGAUUACUCAAAGCUUGAGGGAGGGACUGGUCCGUUAGUUUAUCCAGCUGGCUUUGUUUACGUCUACUCAUUUCUUUAUUUCUUAACGAGUCAAGGUCAAAAUAUCCGAUUAGCACAGUAUAUAUUUACAGCAUUUUAUCUAUUGACAUUAGUUCUAGUCUUUUAUAUUUAUCAGAAAACAAAGAGUAUACCACCUUAUGUUGCAUUUUUUAUUUGUUGUGCUUCAUAUCGAAUUCAUUCAAUAUAUGUACUUCGACUGUUUAAUGAUCCAUUGGCUAUGAUCUUUUUAUACUUCAGUGUUGUAUUAUACUUAAAUGAUUAUUGGUCUUUAGGAUGCUUGUUUUAUUCCUGUGGUGUUAGUAUUAAGAUGAACAUACUGCUUUUUGCUCCUGGGCUUUUUGUUUUAUUACUUGUUAGACAUGGAAUUAAAGGAAGUAUUAAAAAUAUAAGUAUAUGUGCUUUUGUUCAAGUUGUUUUAGGCUUACCAUUUCUUAAAGAAAAUGCCUCAAGUUAUGUUCUAAGAUCUUUUGAUAUAGGGCGACAGUUUUUUUUUGUUUGGACAGUCAACUGGAGAUUUUUACCUGAAAAUAUAUUUUUAUCGCGUUGGUUUCACUUCAUAUUGUUAUUUUUACACAUGUUAGUGCUUAUGUUAUUCAUUCUAAAAAAAUGGCCUAAACCAAAUAAUAGCUGGUUAUCAAUGCUCUCAAAAAGUUAUAAAGGAAGAAUAUUAUCAAGCAAUGAAGUUGUUUUUGUUUUGUUUUCUUCAAAUUUUGUUGGUAUGUGUUUUGCUCGUUCUCUACAUUACCAAUUUUAUGUUUGGUACUUUCAUACAUUGCCUUUUUUGUUAUGGAGCAUUAAAUCAACUCCUGCAUUUAAGUUGUUAAUUCUUGGGCUGAUUGAAAUGUGUUGGAAUACCUAUCCAUCAACCAGUUUAUCAUCUGGAGUUCUUCAUAGUUGUCAUUUUCUUAUAUUAAGUGGACUGUUAAUUAAAAACAUAAACUUUGAAAGAAAACAUGAAUAGUUCAAUAAAAUAAUGUUAAAUUGUUUAUACAAUUAGAAUAUUUGGUGUUUUUAUUUCUAUACAUAUGUAUCAGAUUUAAAGAAAAUAUUAUAAAAUCAUAUCAGAAUAAAAAAUCA
Messenger RNA from Hydra vulgaris (swiftwater hydra), 1386 nucleotides. RefSeq names its product dol-P-Man:Man(5)GlcNAc(2)-PP-Dol alpha-1,3-mannosyltransferase. Gene Ontology annotation, cellular component: endoplasmic reticulum. Gene Ontology annotation, molecular function: dol-P-Man:Man(5)GlcNAc(2)-PP-Dol alpha-1,3-mannosyltransferase activity. The record is from RefSeq and is a predicted model, not a curated record. Lineage: Eukaryota; Metazoa; Cnidaria; Hydrozoa; Anthoathecata; Hydridae.